Molecule: messenger RNA, 2681 nt
Organism: Aquila chrysaetos chrysaetos
Lineage: Eukaryota; Metazoa; Chordata; Aves; Accipitriformes; Accipitridae
Gene: MGAT4B
Product: alpha-1,3-mannosyl-glycoprotein 4-beta-N-acetylglucosaminyltransferase B
Exons: 15
Coding region: 121-1761 (546 amino acids)
Biological process (GO): protein N-linked glycosylation
Cellular component (GO): Golgi stack; endoplasmic reticulum; endoplasmic reticulum-Golgi intermediate compartment
Molecular function (GO): acetylglucosaminyltransferase activity
Source: RefSeq, a predicted model, not a curated record
ACGCCCCGCUCCGCUCCGCUCCGCUCCGCUCCGCGCUGCUCCGCGCUCGCCGGGGCCCCCGGGGCCGCCGAGGCCGCGCCGCGCCCGGGACAUGCGGCCGCCCCCGCCGGCGAGGAGGCGAUGAGGCUCCGCAGCGGCACGGCGCUCACGCUGCUGCUCGGCUGCCUGUGCGCCCUGCUCUCGCUCUCCUGGUACGGCGCCUUCGGCGGGCACAAAGGUGACGUUGUGGACAUCUACCAGCGGGAGUUUCUCGCCCUCCGGGACCGACUGCACGCAGCCGAGCAGGAGAGCCUGAAGCGCUCGAAGGAGCUCAACUUGGUCCUGGAGGAGAUCAAGAGAGCGAUCUCGGAGAAACAGGCCCUGCGGGAUAUAAACCGGACCUGGAGCAGCUUAUCUGACGAAACCAAGUUAAAACUGUGGAAUAUCACCAACAAGAAUGUGCUGCACCUUCCCACCAUCUUCCAUCAUUUGCCACAUUUGCUGUCAAAGGAGAACAGUCUGCAGCCAGCCGUGCAUGUGGGACAGGGGCGCACUGGAGUGUCCGUCGUGAUGGGAAUCCCCAGCGUGAAGCGGGAGGUGCAUUCCUACCUCACCGACACCCUCAACUCCCUCAUCUCAGAGCUCACGCAGCAGGAGAAGGAGGACUCCGUCAUCGUCGUCCUCAUCGCUGAGACAGAUCCGCAGUACACAGCUGGAGUGGCAGAAAAUAUCAAAAACUUAUUCCCAAAGGAAAUACACUCAGGUCUCCUGGAGGUAAUUUCCCCAUCUCCGCAUUUCUAUCCUGAUUUCUCCCACCUGCGGGAAUCCUUUGGGGACCCCAAGGAGAGAGUCAGGUGGAGGACAAAGCAGAACCUUGACUACUGCUUUUUAAUGAUGUAUGCCCAGUCCAAAGGCAUAUAUUACGUGCAGCUGGAGGAUGAUAUUGUGGCCAAACCAAACUAUCUCAGCACGAUGAAGAACUUUGCCUUGCAGCAGCCCUCCGAGGAGUGGAUGAUCCUGGAGUUUUCUCAGCUGGGGUUUAUUGGAAAAAUGUUCAAGUCUCUGGAUCUGAGCUUGAUCGUGGAGUUCAUCCUGAUGUUCUAUAAGGACAAACCCAUUGACUGGCUGCUGGAUCACAUCCUUUGGGUGAAAGUCUGCAACCCUGAGAAAGAUGCAAAACACUGCGACAGGCAGAAGGCAAACCUGAGGAUCCGCUUCAAGCCCUCCCUCUUCCAGCACGUGGGAACCCACUCCUCCUUGGCUGGGAAGAUACAGAAGCUGAAGGACAAGGACUUUGGCAAGCAGGCCCUGCGGAAAGAGCACGUCAACCCUCCCGCGGAGGUGAGCACCAGCCUGAAAACCUACCAGCACUUCACCUUGGAGAAGGCUUACCUGCGGGAGGACUUUUUCUGGGCCUUCACUCCCACUGCCGGAGACUUCAUCCGAUUCAGAUUCUUCAAACCGCUCCGCAUCGAAAGGUUCUUCUUCCGCAGCGGGAACAUCGAGCACCCAGAAGACAAACUCUUCAAUACAACUGUGGAGGUUUUGCCGUUUGACAGCCUGCAGUCGGAUAAGGAAGCCUUACAGGAGGGAAGAGGCGCAGUCGUCAAAUACCGCAGGAUGCCAGAUGGCUACAUCCAGAUAGGCUCCUUCUCCAAGGGUGUCGCAGAGGGCGAGGUGGACCCAUCCUUCGGGCCGCUGGAAGCCAUCAGGCUGUCCAUCCAGACCGACUCCCCGGUGUGGAUCAUCUUGAGCGAGAUUUUUAUCAAAAAAGCGGAGUGAAACGGGCGCGAGGAAGGGUGGACGGACACACGUGGAUCCCCGGUCCUGCUCCCUCCCCUCCCGCUCCCUCCUCCCCGCGGCGCCUCGCCGGUGCUGCGGGGCCAGGACAUCGUCUUCUCCAGAAGAAGAGCAACAAGGAAAAAAAACCAAUAUCCCGCCCAGAGGGCUGGCUUCGCCGCCCCCGGCAAAGCCCGGGCGCUCCCUCGGCCCCUCGUGGGUGCAGGCUGCCGCGCGCGCCGCUCGGGCCACGCCGACACAGGGGACGGUCUGGGGUCAGGAUGAGCUAUAGCCGGCGUGGGGACGAAAAGCACCUUCUGCCCAGGACAGGGCAAUCUCUGGUUGUAUUUGGGGACGGAGCGGGGGCUCGGUCACGUUGAGUCCUGCCGGCUGACCCCGCAGGCGCGCCGGGAUGGAGACGGCCAGGGACCGAGGUCUGCCUUGCCUUCGCCCAGGCAACAGUCCUGGCCACAGCUGAGGAUUAAGUGAGGGUGAAGACUGACCCUCCUUCAGCAGAGGAGGAACGAAUCCAAAGGGGUUGGAGCUAUGACUAUGGCAGGGAAAACAAACAAAAAAAAAUACGCCACACUGUGCCUGCCAGCAUUGAACACAGCCCCUUAACUCACAGUGAAGUCUCCAGUGUCUUCAUGCCUUGAGAUUGAGUGCAGAAACCAUCUUUUUAAAUAACUAUUUCAGUUAUUGAUUGGUGUGAAUUUUUUGGGAGGAAAAAAAUAGCAGAAGUAGCCCAGUUCCAAAAUAGUAGGGAUUAGUGUAAAUCCCAAUGUCUCUUCAGCUAUACACUGGAAUGCAUUAUACUACUUUAAUGUGCUGUAUUUUUUAUUAUUGGAUACAUUUGAUUUUUCAAGUACAUCUCUAUAUAAAUAUAUAAAAUAAUGUGCACUGUAAUAAAAGCUAAAUUUAAA